Messenger RNA from Suillus bovinus, 1365 nucleotides. RefSeq lists its product as uncharacterized. The record is from RefSeq and is a predicted model, not a curated record. The coding region runs from base 1 to 1365 and encodes 454 amino acids. Lineage: Eukaryota; Fungi; Basidiomycota; Agaricomycetes; Boletales; Suillaceae. The transcript has 4 exons.
AUGAACUCCUUGGCUGUACCACCGCCUAAUCGCAGUCGUGCCUCCUCAACCAACAUACGUCCCGCACUCACCAUAAACACGUUGGGAAGGCGUCGUUCUUCUUCACUUAUUCUUCCUAUACAGCAAUCCGAACCAUCCACACCAUCUGUCGAUAUAUCACAUCUUGAACCCUCUCCUCAAAUACUUGCCUCACCCCAACCGGACCAAAAACAUUCCAUGUUCGCAGUGAUCGCUUCCAGUUUUUUAGAUCUCUUGCACGUGCCUACAACUCACUCUAUAAACUGGUCUACUCCUUCGUCUCCGCAGUCUACCGUGCAGGACGAAUUAGUCUUACCAAUAUCUGCAUCCUCACAGCAGACAACUUUCGCAGAUAUUCUUAACGACAACGAUGCACCUCGUACGCAUGCUCGUUGGUGGCGCCCUCCGUCGGUGCACGCUCCUAUACUGCUGGUGAUGCUGCUUUUCCCGCUAACAACGGCUGCCGUAUUGUUGUCCCUCUAUUCUUUACCCAUUUCCGUUGCUUUCCCGCGAACGUUACCCGAGCUUGCCGCGCUAGGCCGUGAGCUGCAUGCAUAUUCACAAAGUGGUCCGCUACAUUUAGCUCAUGUCAUCGGCGUCUUGUCUGUAACUGCAGUGUGGAAGCAUGCUUGGUCGAUCCCAGGCAGCGUCAUCUGGAAUGUAUUAGCGGGGGCUCUGUUUCAUCCUGUGCUGGCUACGCUGCUGCUAUCUGCAUUAACUACAUUGGGUUCAAUCUUUGCAACCCUUUUGUGUGUACCUUUAGCACCAUCUCUAUCCCGACUAUUCCCUCGUGCACUGCAAAUGACCCGUAUCGCUCUUGAGGGCGAAUCCAAUCUGUCUACCGGAAAAAAUUCAAGGUCGCCGACCUGGGCACGGUUGUCCGUCCUCCGCCUCGUUGGCGUGGUGCCUUGGUCGGGAAUUAACAUCGCUUGUGGUGUGUGCGGUGUUGCGAUCUCCGAUUGCCUCCUCGGUGCCUUCAUUGGGUGCCUCCCUUGGACGGCGGUCACUUGUCAGAUCGGUGAUAUCCUUCAAACCGUUGCAUCCACGACCUCGCCAUCCCAGCAAACAGUAUCGUCACUGCUGACCUCACCAGACAUUCUGGUCAAACUUGCCUUUUUGUCGUUUCUCUCACUGGCACCUAUCCUCGGACGCGAGCGGUUGCGUUCUUUGAUUUCGGCAUCUUCCUCACCACAAUCUAAUAGAUCAAGCAUCACUCAAGAGGAACGUGUCUCAAGAUGGACAUGGGUGCAAGAAUGGAAGGUUCGGUUAUCUUCGCACUCACGUACGCAACGUGAGGAACACCAGCUACUGGAAGCUCUCAUCCAAGAGAAGUCUAGUCUUCCUUGA